AUGGAGAACAGCAGGAGAGGACCGCUGCGGCCGUGGAAGAAGGGCCCGAGCAGGGGGAAGGGCGGCCCGCUGAACGCUUCCUGCGAGUACCGCGGGGUGCGGCAGAGGACGUGGGGGAAGUGGGUGGCGGAGAUCAGGGAGCCCAAGAAGCGGACGAGGCUCUGGCUGGGCUCCUUCGCCACCGCCGAGGAGGCCGCCAUGGCCUACGACGAGGCCGCGAGGCGCCUCUACGGCCCAGAAGCCUAUCUCAACCUCCCCCACCUGCAGAGCAGCUUGGCAGCCCCCGGCAUGGGCAGGCCGCACCGCUUCCGCUGGUUCCCUUCGGGGGGCUUCUCCUCCAUCUUCCCCAAGUGCGGGUUUCUCAACCUCGGCGCCCAGCACAACGUCCACGCCAUCCACCGGCGGCUGCAGGAGCUCCAGAACGCCAAACCUUCCUCCUCUGUCGAGCCCCCGCUCGGAGCAGUGGGAGCCCGGCUGCAGAACUCGCCGGCCACGGCCGAGAAAGUGGACCUCCAGCUUGAGAACCACGGCAUUGCCGUCCCCGAGAAGCCCCAGAUCGAUCUGAAGGAGUUCCUCCAGCAGCUGGGCGUGCUCAGAGCGGACGAAACCAGGGAGCCCGCUGAGGAGGGAGUCGGCGUCAACAGCUCCACUCAUACGCCGCCGCCGCCGGCCUUCGAAACCUGCAGCGCUGGCGCUGACGUUGGCGGGUUCAGCCACAGUGAGUUCUCCUGGGACGAGCUGGUCGACAUGCGGGACUUGGAGGACGACAGCGGCCUCCAAGCCCACGACAUGCAUGAAGAAGUCGGCUUCCCGAUUUCUCUCUGGGACUUGUAG
Molecule: messenger RNA, 834 nt
Organism: Spirodela intermedia
Lineage: Eukaryota; Viridiplantae; Streptophyta; Magnoliopsida; Alismatales; Araceae
Source: the annotation of a GenBank genome assembly